UACAUGUACUCUUAUCUAUACUCUACGAUGCACACAUUGUUUACCUCCAGCCUCGAGUACCUUGUUACAGUUGAGUGUCCCUAAUAAUACCUACUCAUAUAUAAGAAUGGAGACUUUAGGCAAUAUGCAUGUACUUGUCGUCUUUUUCCAAAUGAUGUGUUGAAUAAAACUGAGAUUGCUGCAUAGUGCGGAUUGCUCAAAUCAUUCUGUGUUGAUGUCGUCUUCACUGAGUGCUUCAAAUACAAGUGUCUGUUAGCAAACUUUGGAACGGUUAAACGGAUGCCACCAAUCCAAAUUUCGGUCAAAAUAGUUAAUGGUGCUGCAAAUGUAUUUAUACGCGCGGUAUUGACCUGAAAACACCUUAAAUAAAUCACCUGAUUAUUGCGAGACUAACUUUUCCAGAACGCGAUAGUACAAAGUGCAGUCAAAAUCAUUCAGAAUUCCCCUAUAUUUUAAGCCGAUCUAUUCCAAAAAUCAAAGGUGAAAAUUUCUUGACGUUUUAAAAAAGGUUGUCUCAUGUCGUGAGGGGGGUGUAAGUAAUUGAAAAGAAGAUACGGGUCACAUUCUUUAUUCACGAUGUUUUUCCUUCAUUUUUAUGUAAUUUUAAUUUUAAUGAGCGCGUCUUUGGAUGCUUUUAAAAUCCUGGUGCUGUAUCCUUUUCCUUCCCUUAGUCACCAGCAGGGUAUCAUGGCUUUAACAGAGAGACUCGUUAAAAAGGGCCAUGAGCUCUAUGUAAUCAGUCCAAAUGCAGUUCCCGGGUUGGAAAAACACGAUAACUAUACCUACGUAAAUACGUCGUUCGCUUACGCAUACAUCCCGGAUGAGAAUAAUGCUGACGAGGAGGUGGUGAAUUUUCAGCGCCAUUGGUCUAAAUGGGAAUUUCCGAAAGUAUGGAAAGCGUUUGCUGAUAUUCCGCGGAGGCAACUCUUGAGUGAAGCAUUUUUGCAAUUUGAUCGGCGCGUGACGUCAGAGCAAAUUCACUUCGAUCUCGUCAUCGCAGAGGCGUUUUUCCUUCCAUACGCGUGUGCCAUUCUAAGGAACGCCACGAAAUCGGCCCCGAUCAUCACCAUGACGUCACUAAUGACCGAGUUCAUGACAGAGGGGGCCCUCGGUAGCAUCGAGCACCUCUCUUUCUUACCGGGGUAUUACAGUGCCUACACCGACCGCAUGUCUUUAUUGCAGAAAGUGGACAACUGGAUCGCUCAUUACUACGUUACAGGUGACCUGUUCAAACACCUGGACAAAUCUGUGUCGAGGUUUUGUAGAGAGUUCUAUGGCCCCGGGUUUGAGAAUAUUGCGAGUGGAUGGAGGUCUCGGAGCAGUUUGACAUUGAUAGCAUCCAAUCCGAUGUAUUUUUACCCGCGACUUCUUGGACCGAAUGUCAUCGAAACAGGUCCUUUGCAUUUUAAGCCACUGAAGAAACUACCGCAGAAUUUACAAAACUGGCUUGAUGGGGCUGAAAAAGGAGUCAUUUACUUCAGUCUUGGAUGCAAUAUGAGGGGCAAAUCUUUAGAUGCAAAUAUAUUGGCUAAUUUCUUAAAAUUAUUUGCAGAACUGCAACCACUAGGUUAUCGAGUCCUUUGGAAGUGGGAGGCGGAUGAAGAAAUUCCAGGACAAUCAAACAAUAUUUUAGCUCAAAAGUGGAUUCCACAACAUAGUGUUCUAGCUCAUCCGAAAGUCAAAGCUUUUAUCACGCAAGGUGGGCUCCAAAGUUUUCAAGAGGCAGUUCAUUACGGCGUUCCUCUUGUGGGAGUCCCUUUCUACGGAGAUCAUGCUAACAAUGUCCUCAAAAUGGUAGACGCAGGUAUCGGAACUCAGCUACUGCCGAAAAAUCUUGACUCUUACGAGGACAUAAAGGCAGCCCUUCAAGCUGUGCUCUACGACGACAAAUAUACCAAGAACAUGAAUAGACAUUCGGCAAUUUCCCACGACUUUACCUCGCGAGCCAUGGACCAAGCAUUAUUUUGGGUCGAGCAUGUGGCUAGACACGGAGCAACUCACCUGAGGCCAUCAACCGCAGAUGCCUCUCUUUUCGAGUUCUUCUGCUUGGACAUUAUCUCUGUGAUCGCAUUUUUGAGUAUAUUGUUCCUAUACAUUGUAUAUUUUCUAUGUAGGUCUAUAAUUGCAAUGAUCUGUCAAAAAUCUAAAGCAAAAAUAAAGUCAUCUUAGUAUGAUGGUUAAUAAUCUACGUGAGGGCUUAUGAAUUAAUGACUUGAUAAAAAUGUCCUUUUGACUGGUGCUGUUUCAGUCAUUUUGAAUGGCUGUCUUCAUUUGAAUUGUUUUUUUGCUCUUAAAAUAAAAAAAGACAAUCUUUUCCGUCAAGAAACUUUUAUCCUGGUUCGAAAGUCAGCUUUUGUAACUUUUAUGCUGCAUUGAUUGUGCAAUUAUGUAAACGGUGAAAAUUUCUGUUUCCGCACGUGAAUAUACGAAUUAAGAGCCUAUUUGAGUUUUUUCUUGUUUAACGCGUGAACAAUUGGACGUAUUAAUGCUAAAAAAAACUAUGAAUUGGUAAUUCAAUCAAAUAAAACUACGCGCAAAAGUAUGCAAGCUUAUUAUGACGGAUUUAUUUUACUUA
Bemisia tabaci is the source of this 2575-nucleotide messenger RNA. RefSeq names its product UDP-glycosyltransferase UGT5. Gene Ontology annotation, molecular function: UDP-glycosyltransferase activity. Lineage: Eukaryota; Metazoa; Arthropoda; Insecta; Hemiptera; Aleyrodidae. The record is from RefSeq and is a predicted model, not a curated record.